AUGGGCCUCUCGGCUCUACGACUAGACACUCCUUCGCCUCCGCCUGGCACCCUCACCGCAUCAUCCUCGACUUCAACCUUGUCCGCAGCUGCUGCGCCCAACAAUUUACAUGGCAUCGUCUUCAUGGAGAUCACAUCUGCCUCGAACCUGCCGAGGACGCGCAAUGUCACACGAACUGGCUUUGAUAUGGAUCCCUUUGUAGUUAUUUCAUUCGGAAAGUACAUUUUCAGGACGCGUGUCAUCCGGCACAACUUGAACCCAACUUGGCGGGCCAAAUUGAUGUUCAGGGUUCACCAUGGUGAAGAGACCUUCAAGAUCAAAUACUCAAUCCAUGACUGGGAUAAGCUGAGCGGAAACGACUAUGUUGGCAUGGCCUCCAUGGAUGUCGAUACUUUGAUCAAUGCAUCCAAGGGACAAGACACUGAACGACCGUCUUCACCGAUACCGGGCGUAGAGGAUGAGAAGGACAUUCCGGACCUGGACAUGAAGGACUAUACUCUUAAGAUUGCAAUCGCAAGUAACAUCAAACCUCCAGCGGACGAUACAUCGUUAAAAGUGCGCGCUAAAUUUGUGACAUACACCAAUCUAAGGCGGCGAUUUUGGCUCGGGCUUACAAAGGCCUUCGAUGCUGACCCGCGCCGAGAUCUCUACAGCAAGGUUCUCAUCCAGGCCAUGCUAGAGGGGUUGGGAUCGAAUCUCUCAAGCAAGACCGUCGACAGCUUCUUUGCUCCAUAUUACAAGGACCCGGAGCAAGACGAGCUCACAUUUGACGAACUCUUUGAAAGGCUGGAGAGGCAGGUCCGACUGGAUGAUAGCGUUCCGAGCAAACGACGAAAACGUAGGAUUCGAAAAUUCUGGGCCAGGAAGUCAAAGGCUGCAGCUUUUCAGGAUAUGGAUGGGAAGGAUUCGACAUAUGGCAAAGAGUCGACGGACGGAAAAGAUUCGACAGAUGGAAAGGAGGUGACAGAGGAUUCCUUAGAGGAUGAGGACGAAGAGGAGGACAAUGAGCUGUUCUUGCAUCUUACACGCAACGAGAUCCCAGCAGGAUCUAUACCUCAAGCCAUGGAAAUGGUCGAGCCCACCGAGGCAGACUUUGAUCCUCAGAGCUCUGAGGAUGAGUAUGUGAUCCGUAUUGAUGCCUGCCCUAUCUGCCGCGAUCCAAGUUUGGGCUCGAAGCUGGAAACGGACGUUAUCACGCACAUUGCUGUCUGCUCUGGCAAUGAUGGAUUCAAUCUUGAUAAACUGAUCCUGGGCAACUUUGUGACUGAGGCCAAUGCACAGCGGAAAUGGAUCACCAAGGUCGUCAACACUCUCGGCUACGGACGCUAUGUGAUCGGCAAGAAUAAUGCAAAUAUCAUUGUUCAAGAUCGAGCGACAGGUACGAUGUUGGAGGAAAAGAUGCCGACGUUUAUUCGCCUGGGUAUCCGGUUGCUCUACAGGAGUCCCGCCCAAAAGAUUCGCGUAGGCAAGAUCAUGACGAACAUGACCAGGAAGCAGGGACUCAAGUUUGAUGACCCAAGAUCCAAACGGAGCAUCGAGCCGUUUAUUCGAUUCCACAAUCUCGAGGCACAUAUGGAGGAGGUCUUAGAGCCGGUCAAUAGCUUUAAGACGUUCAACGAAUUCUUUUACAGAAGACUGAAAGCGGAUGCCAGGACACUAGCCUCACCAGGAGAUGAUCGCGUGGCUGUGAGUGUGGCCGACUGCCGUAUGACAUGUUUCCAGACGAUCUCUGAUGCACAAAAGUUCUGGAUCAAGGGCCGGCAAUUCACAGUGGCCAAGCUGUUGGAUGACGAGAAGUUGGCCAAGAAGUACGAUGGUGGAAGCUUAGCCAUCUUCCGCUUAGCACCGCAAGACUACCACAGGUACCACGUCCCUGUUCGUGGCGUCAUAUCGGAGUCAAGAUUAAUUGCGGGAGAGUACUUCACUGUCAAUCCAAUGUCGAUCCGGAGUCAUUUGGAUGUGUAUGGCGAGAACAAGCGCGUGAUAUCGACGAUCGAGUCAAAAGAGUUUGGCACGGUUGCGUACUGUUCUAUAGGAGCAAUGAUGGUGGGAUCGAUUGUGCUAACGAGCAAGCCAGGGCAGGAGGUGGAACGAAUGGAGGAGCACGGGUACUUUGCGUUCGGAGGAUCAACGAUCGUAAUCCUGUUUGAACCGAACUCAAUUCAAUUUGACGAGGAUUUGUUACGGUCGUCAAAGGAACAGAUUGAGAUGCUGGUGCGCGUCGGUAUGCGCGUUGGUGUGUCGACCAGGCAGUAG
Molecule: messenger RNA, 2256 nt
Organism: Gamsiella multidivaricata
Lineage: Eukaryota; Fungi; Mortierellomycota; Mortierellomycetes; Mortierellales; Mortierellaceae
Product: phosphatidylserine decarboxylase-domain-containing protein
Exons: 3
Coding region: 1-2256 (751 amino acids)
Biological process (GO): phospholipid biosynthetic process
Molecular function (GO): phosphatidylserine decarboxylase activity
Source: RefSeq, a predicted model, not a curated record